CUUCUUGUCUCUGACUCCGCAGCAAACAUGGCAGACUAUGAGAGCGCGACAUCGUUUCUGGGGGAGUGGGGUCCCUUCCAGCGGCGGGUGUUUCUCCUGCUCUGCCUCAUCGUCGUCCCCAACGGCCUCAGCCCAUUCGCGGUGGUCUUCUUCGCGGACACGCCGCCUCACAGCUGCGUCAUCCCGGCGCGCCUCAACCUGACGGCGGCGUGGAGGAACUCCAGCAUCCCGCUGGUGGCGGCGCAGGACGGGCGUCUGGUGCCGAGCCAGUGCUCCCGGUACAGAGUCGGGGACCUGCAGGAGUUUUCCCAGAGGGGUCUGGUGCCGUGGGUCGACGUCAACCUCACCCAGCUUCCGCGAGAAGGAUGUCUGGACGGAUGGGAGUACGACAGGAGCGUCUACGUCGCCACCAUCGUCUCCGAGUGGGACCUGGUGUGCGACGACGGAUGGAAGAAACCCAUGACCUCCUCGCUCUUCUUCAGCGGCAUCCUCGUCGGCUCCUUUUGCUCCGGACAGCUUUCCGACAGGUACGGCCGUAAAAAAGUGCUGUUCGUUGCCAAGGGGAUGCAAACACUCCUGAUGUUCAUCCAGACCUUUUCUUCGUCCUGGACCAUGUUCUGCGCCCUGCACUUUCUAGUGGGGAUCGUGCAGAUCUCUAACUACAUUUCUGCGUUUGUGUUAGGGACGGAGAUUCUCGGGCCGCAGAUGCGCUUCCUGUUCUCGACGGCGGGAGCCAAUAUUUUCUUCGCGCUGGGCUACAUGCUGUUGCCGCUCAUGGCAUUCUACACCAGGGACUGGAGGAAUCUCCUUCUCUGCAUUUCCCUGCCGACCCUCGUCUAUAUCCCCUUCUGGUGGUUGAUUCCAGAGUCGCCACGCUGGCUGGUCUCGCAGGGGAAGGUGGAAAUGGCGGAAGCCAUCAUCAAAAAUGCAGCUCGCAAAAACAAACUUGAAUCUCCGCAAACCAUCUUCACGGCGUGCGAGAAAGAGGUCCAGUCUGCGCCGAGGAAGAAUCACAACAUGUGCGACCUGCUGCGAUCAAGGAACAUGCGCUGGCUCUCCGUCACGCUGUGGCUGGUCUGGAUCAACAUGAACAUCGGCUACUUCGCAUUGUCCCUGAACACGUCCAACUUGGCCGGGGACAUGUACUUCAACUGCUUCCUGUCUGCGCUGGUGGAGGUGCCCGCCUACAUCCUGUCCUGGGUCCUGUUCCGCUGGUGUCCCAGGCGACUGACCCUCUGCCCGACCUUCUUCCUGGGAGGACUUUGCCUUUUCGUUAUCCAGCUGAUCCCAGCAAAUCUGCAUGCUGUGGGGAUAACUCUGGAGAUGAUGGGGAAGUUCUGCUUGACGGUGGUCUUCUCCAUCAUCUACGCGUACACAACCGAACUCUACCCGACUGUGCUGAGGAACUCGGCGCUGGGCGCUUGCUCCAUGGCUGCCAGGAUCGGUGCCAUCGUGGCGCCAUAUUUCAUUUUCCUGAGGAGCUAUUCUGUGUCGCUGCCUUACAUCCUGAUGGCAAGCCUCUCCGUUCUAUCCGGAGUUCUCAGUCUCCUGCUGCCGGAGAGCUUCGGAAUUCCGCUGCCAGACGACCCCGAUGACGUGCAGCCGUUUCCCGGAUGUUGCCGGAAGAAUUACUCGCACGCACGGACCACAGAAGAGGAAACUAUUCCAGGAAAACAAGUGCCGGAAAGCCUCUCGAAACUUCAGGAAAAUAAUAGUGAUGGACUCGCUGAAGCAGUUUCGUUUUCACCAUUCAAAUAGUUUUUAUUCACAUGAAUCAUUCAGCUAUAUUCUUUUAGAGUGACGGUGACUGAGGCUUGACGUGUGACGCAGUGCGUCUCUCUACUGACGCCUACCGGAGCCAAAUGUUCAUUCACACUUGCUCAAACAGUGCCCUCGUGCGGUGAGAAAUAUAUUGCAACUUCCCAUGAGCACGGAUUUUUUUGGUGAGAAACGAGGGGAUCGUAACCGCACCUCUCAUACGGAGUCAGCACAUGCAACAGUGCUGAGAUUCUCACUGUCCCCGGGAUACAUUGGAAUGCAAAACGGCAUGUUGGGAGGCAUCAGGGGCGACUGUUCACUGUCCUCAACCAGUUCUCUUUUUAAAAGCGAAUGUAAAAUUCUCUGACGUUUCUCAGCGCACUCAUGUUCUGUUGCGCCAAAAACGGCAGUGAUGUGAAAGCGCUCAAAAUAAUUGAAUACAUUCAUAAAAUAAAAUUUAAAAAACAGAAAAAUAAAUAACACAAUUAAAGAGAAUAAAUUGUCUAUUUUUGUCACAAUGAAAAUGAAUGAUUGAAAAACUUCUGCCAAAACAAAGGGAAAGAAGUAAUUGAGUGGAAAAUAGUUUCGAAUGUAAAAAUGCAAUUACAGUUCCGCAGAAACAUGGCAUCAUCGAGGAACUGAACUGGACAAUCCCACUUCUGAUACCGUUUCUAUAUUUUGUUCUCAAGCCGCCGUGGUCCAGUUCGGGGGGGCGUGGGACCGGUGUGUUUUUGUGCGUCUGCAGGGGAAGUUGAUGCUGCGAACACGAGAGAGGAAGAAGCACGUGAGGAAACCAUUCGCACCCGAUAACAACAAACGCCAUCGUGGCUCCACCUUUUCCUUCGUGCCAUCUGCUCCACCGUGUCCGGCAGCGGCCUCCCGUAAGUCUCAGGGAGGAAGAGCGUGGCCGCCGCAGACACCAUGGACAGAGUCCCCAAAAUA
Messenger RNA from Synchiropus splendidus (mandarinfish), 2700 nucleotides. RefSeq names its product organic cation/carnitine transporter 2-like. Gene Ontology annotation, cellular component: membrane. Gene Ontology annotation, biological process: transmembrane transport. NCBI's taxonomy places the organism in Eukaryota, Metazoa, Chordata, Actinopteri, Syngnathiformes, Callionymidae. The coding region runs from base 28 to 1758 and encodes 576 amino acids. The transcript has 10 exons. Gene Ontology annotation, molecular function: transmembrane transporter activity. The record is from RefSeq and is a predicted model, not a curated record.